Molecule: messenger RNA, 1728 nt
Organism: Daldinia childiae
Lineage: Eukaryota; Fungi; Ascomycota; Sordariomycetes; Xylariales; Hypoxylaceae
Exons: 1
Coding region: 1-1728 (575 amino acids)
Biological process (GO): regulation of DNA double-strand break processing
Cellular component (GO): nucleus; site of double-strand break
Molecular function (GO): protein binding
Source: RefSeq, a predicted model, not a curated record
AUGAGCGACGACGAGGACAUCCAAAUCGAAGGGCCAACCAUAGCCGACGAUGAUCCCAUGCGCGCAUUCUUGCCCACUUCAUUUGGGAAAAAACAUCGGGAGGCUGACAUUGCCGCGCAAAUCGACCGAAGCAGGAGAACCGCCGAUGAACCAACAGUACAAAAAGCUAAGCCUCAGGAAUCGGACUCCAACAACACAAGCGACAGCGAGAACGACUCAGAUGAUGAUUCAGAUGAUGAGGACGAGUAUCCGACUUCUCACGAGAUGGUCAUUAAGACCCAUGAUCGUGCUGUUACCUCGCUUUCGCUAGAUCCGGCAGGCGGCCGGCUAAUAUCAGGAUCUAUCGAUUGCACUGUCAAGCUCCACGAUCUUUCCUCCUUAACCCCGACCACGAUUCGUGCUUUCAGGAGCGUCGAUCCUUACGAAACUAAACCAUCGUCUGCAAGCACGGAGUCACACCCGAUACAUCAUGUCGAGUUUAACCCUCUCGCUGGAAGUCUCUUCCUCUGCAUAUCAGCACACCCCCAAGCCAAAAUCCUGUCUCGAGAUGGAGACAUUGUCACCGAGUUUGUCAAAGGCGAUAUGUAUCUUCGAGAUAUGAACAAUACCAAGGGUCACGUUUCCGAGGUCACAACAGGUACGUGGCAUCCUACAGACAAAAAUCUAUGUGUCACGGCUGGGACGGAUAGCACGUUGCGUAUAUGGGAUAUCAACAAUAAGCGCAGCCAAAAGGAGGUAAUAGUGUUCAAGUCAAAAGCUGCAGGUGCUGCAGGUAGGACACGAAUGACUGCCGUCGCUUGGGGUAGUCCAGCCCAGGGAGGCAAUAACGUCCUUAUAUCUACAGCUCUAGAUGGUACACUUGUGAUGUGGAGUGGAAACGGCCCGUUCACCCGACCCGCUGGUGAGAUCAGAGAAGCUCAUAAACCGAAUACCUGGACCGGAGGGAUAGAUAUCAGUUCUGACGGGCGAAUGGUAGUCACAAGGGGCGGCGACAACCUGAUCAAAUUAUGGGAUACGCGGAAGUUCAAAGAGCCCCUUGUCACGGUUGAGCAUCCAUCUACGUCGGAUCACUACCCGACUACCAAUAUUAAAUAUGCGCCAAACUCUACUAGUAUCAUCACUGGAUCGGCAACGGGCCAUCUUCACAUACUGAACCCGGGGAAUCUGCGCCCCGAAUAUACUACACUUGUCACGCCCGGGUCGCCUGUGAUCACUGUAGACUGGCACCCAAAAAUUAAUCAAAUCGUCACUGGCUCUGCAAAUGCAGAAACGCAUAUCUUAUACAAUCCUACGAUGUCAACACGAGGUGCAGUAGACGUCAUGUCACGCGCGCCGAAGAGACGGCAUAUAGAUGACAAUCCAGAGUUUACUACCGACCAAUCCCUUGGACUCUCCGGGGAUGCAAUCAUUACCCCUGGUACUCUGCCAGGCACUAAGAAAACGGGUAUUACGGCAUCUGGAAAGUCGAAGGAUCCCAGGAGACCACACGUCCCUCAGCAGACACCAUUUAUGCGGAGUCAACCUGACGAAAAGCAUAUUUCUGAGAAUAUUCCAUUAAGUCGCAUGUUGCACGAGGAUCCCAGAGAAGCGCUUCUGAAAUACGCAGACCUAGCAAAAAAAGAUCCCGUAUUUACGAAGGCCUGGAAGAGCACACAGCCAGUGACACAAUACGCCGACGUGAGCGACGAAGAAGAAGAUGGCCCAGAAAAGAAGAAGGUCAAGAGAUGA